CAAGAUAUGGCCGUGCAGGUGCUCUGUGCUGAUAGCUGAAGCCAGGGACCAAGGCUGCUUGAUAGGGCCAGGCCACCUGUGGGGCUCCCAUACCUCGUCCUCAUCCCCUAUAAAGCAGCGUGAGGUGAAGUCUUGGCCACGCUGUCACCAUGCUGCAGAUCCUGCUCCUCGCUGCCCUCGCACUGUGUGGAUGCCAUGCAGAGCCGGGUUCUGGUGGGAUGCAACGUGUGGUUGGGGGGACCGAGGCUCCAUCACAUGCUUGGCCCUCACAGAUCUCCCUCCAGUAUUACUCCAGGGGCAGCUGGCACCACACCUGUGGAGGGUCCCUCAUCCGACAGAACUGGGUGAUGACAGCAGCCCACUGCGUAGACAGUAACCUGAAUUACCGCGUCGUCGCCGGUGACCACAACAUCUACCAGAGCGAGGGCACCGAGCAGACCUUCAGCGUCAGCAGCAUCUACAUCCACCCCAACUGGAACUCCAACAACGUGGCAGCUGGCUACGACAUCGCGCUGCUCCGCCUGUCGGGUUCUGCCACGCUCAACAGCUACGUGCAGCUGGCGGUGCUGCCCAGCCAGGGCACAGUGCUGUCCAACAACUACCCCUGCUACAUCAGCGGCUGGGGGCUGACCCGCACCAAUGGGCAGCUGUCGAGCGUGCUGCAGCAGGCGUACCUGCCCGUCGUGAGCUACAGCACCUGCUCCAGGCUCUCCUACUGGGGCUCCACUGUCAAGAACACCAUGAUCUGUGCCGGCGGGGACGGCGUGCGCGCCGGCUGCCAGGGCGACUCGGGAGGCCCCCUGAACUGUGCAGUCGAUGGGGUGUACCAAGUGCACGGCAUCACCAGCUUCGUCUCCAGCUUGGGCUGCAACACGCGCAACAAGCCCACCGUCUUCACCCGCGUCUCUGCCUACAUCUCCUGGAUAUCCAGCGUGAUCUCUUAGAACAAAGCAGCAGGAGGAGGAGAACCCCAACCCCAGCUGUGAGUGUGGACAUAGAGCAUUUCAGCUGGGGACAUUUAUGUCUCAA
Molecule: messenger RNA, 1029 nt
Organism: Centrocercus urophasianus (Greater sage-grouse)
Lineage: Eukaryota; Metazoa; Chordata; Aves; Galliformes; Phasianidae
Gene: CELA1
Product: chymotrypsin like elastase 1
Exons: 9
Coding region: 150-944 (264 amino acids)
Biological process (GO): proteolysis
Molecular function (GO): serine-type endopeptidase activity
Source: RefSeq, a predicted model, not a curated record